ACACGUUUGGUAGGUGGGUGGAGUGUAGGCCAGGGGGUUGGCGGUGCCGUGUCAUGGAGGCUCAGUCUCUGAGCAGCCAUUGAAGGGGAAGGAACUGCGGGUGUGUGUGUGUGUAUGUGUGUGUGUAUGUGUGUGCGCGCGUGCGUGCGUGUGUGUGCGCGCGCUAGUGUGUGGACAAGGAGGUGGGGGCAGCCGAGUUAGAGUCCCAACUCUUGGACUCCAUUUGCUAUUCUCUUCUUUCUCCCCCACACCUAUCUGGUGGUAGUGGGCGUUUAUAUUUGCGUUCCUUUUCAUUCAUUUCUAAAUCUCUUAAAAAUUUUGGGUUGGGGGUAUUGGGGAGGGCAGGAAAAGGAAAAGAAGGAGAGUAGUAGCUGAAGAGCAAGAGGAGGACAUGGAGAUGAAGAAGAAGAUUAACCUGGAGUUAAGGAACAGAUCCCCGGAGGAGGUGACAGAGUUAGUCCUUGAUAAUUGCCUGUGUGUCAAUGGGGAAAUUGAAGGCCUGAAUGAUACUUUCAAAGAACUAGAAUUUCUGAGUAUGGCUAAUGUGGAACUAAGUUCACUGGCCCGGCUUCCCAGCUUAAAUAAACUUCGAAAAUUGGAGCUUAGUGAUAAUAUAAUUUCUGGAGGCUUGGAAGUCCUGGCAGAGAAAUGUCCAAAUCUUACCUACCUCAAUCUGAGUGGAAACAAAAUAAAAGAUCUCAGUACAGUAGAAGCUCUGCAAAAUCUUAAAAAUUUGAAAAGUCUUGACCUGUUUAACUGUGAGAUCACAAACCUGGAAGAUUAUAGAGAAAGUAUUUUUGAACUGCUGCAGCAAAUCACAUACUUAGAUGGAUUUGAUCAGGAGGAUAAUGAAGCACCGGACUCUGAAGAGGAGGAUGAUGAGGAUGGAGAUGAAGAUGAUGAAGAGGAAGAGGAAAAUGAAGCUGGUCCACCGGAAGGAUAUGAGGAAGAGGAAGAGGAAGAGGAGGAUGAGGAUGAGGAUGAAGAUGAAGAUGAAGCAGGUUCAGAGUUGGGAGAGGGAGAAGAGGAAGUAGGUCUCUCAUACUUAAUGAAAGAAGAAAUUCAGGAUGAAGAAGAUGAUGAUGACUAUGUUGAAGAAGGGGAAGAAGAGGAAGAAGAGGAAGAAGGAGGUCUUCGAGGGGAGAAGAGGAAACGAGAUGCUGAAGAUGAUGGAGAGGAAGAAGAUGACUAGAUCAUUCUAAGACCAGAUUCUCUAAUGUUUCUCGGUGUGCAAUAGAGUGAUCACAUCUUUGUUUCUUCAUGUACGAUAGCUAUCCUACAGAAGAUAAUGUGUAACUUUUUAUAGGAAAAGUGUGGUUUUACUAUUUUUGCCUUAUCAUUCCAAAUAACUAGUCUGUUAAUGAUCAUAUUAUAUGUAGAGAAAAAUUUUCAUUGACUCCCAUUGUGGAAUUCCCUAGCAAUUUAUUUAGACUUAAUUUUUUAAAUUCAAGCUUACUGUAUUAGUCAUUUUUAGCCCAUAAUUAAAACGUGAUCACUUUUACACAGGUGUAGUAUGGUGCAUUUCAUUCCUUAUUUAUAAAUUAACUGAAAUUACAGUUUGCUAUAAUAUAAAAUGACAAUAGUCUCUUGAGUGGUAAGUUGGUUAUUUUUUUAGAGGUGAUCCAGGGAUCUUUAGUUUGAAGGCAGUCACCUUUUUUUUUUUUUUUUUUUUUUUUUUUUUUUUGACUAAGAGUGUUUGGUUGCUUUUUUGUCACAAGUAACUUGGAAAAUAGAAACAGAAUAGUAAAGGUUCUAUUCAGCAACAUAGUUCACGGAUUUUGUGGAGGUUCUAUCAGUAAUAUGUUUCAUGCAUUUAGUGGUGACUGAUAAGAUUUUAUUUUUGAAGGAAAAAUUGCUUAUACUAAGUCCAGAGACAUGCAGGUGAGCCCUUUUGUCAGGCUGCAAAUCAUGACAUGUCGAUGGUUGUUUAUUUUGUUUUGUUUUUAGGUGUGCAUUCUUUUUCUUCUUAGCAAUUCCUUUAUGAUCACCUUCCCUUCUUGCUUCACUCCCUCCUGCUCUCUCAAAAGAAAGUUGGGAAACUUGUGAAACCCACGAAAACCUUUAGUCUUAUACCUCAACUACCUUUCAGUCCUGUCUGGGUUUUAAAUAAGUGAAGUGGAAGAAAUUGAGUAUUUUCUGACAUAAGAAUAUAUUAUCAAUACAGUUUUAUGCAGUAAGCUCUGCUUACCAUAAAUGUUUCUUGGUUGACAACAUCUAAGACAAUAUUAGUAGGAUGAAGAAAGAAAAGCAGUGGUGCUUUUGGAAGCAGUGUUAGUGUUCCUCAAAAGUCAGAACAUUUGCCUGUUGAUAUAUUAAUAAGACAUUAAAGUCAAAUUUUAAUGUUGGACUCUCAAAUGAUUUGUAUACCACUCUACAAAGUAUUUCUAACCUUUAAUUCCCAGUUUUAAAGCAGAUAUAAUAAUAACAUUUAAUUGGACUAUACUAGGCAGCUGGAAAAGUAUUUGAAACUAAAUCGACAUUAAAAUUAAGAUUUGUUUUCAAGUGGAUGUCCAUUAAAAGUAGAAAAAUAUUUGGGAUAAGUGAGUGUGUGUUUCCUUACAUGGCUACUAAAUAAAAUAUAAUGAGUAUACAAGUAUAUCUCCUCUUUUGCUAUGGAGGCUCCAUGUUCAAGGCAAUGGCUUUUUAAAUCUUGGUAUCUAAAAUUUUUUCCCUUUGUUUUGAAUAUUUGUAAGUUUUUAAAAAGUUAGUGUCAGCAAAUUAAUUGAAGUUAUGAGUUAUGCUUCUAUACUGGGACAUAUUUAAAUACUGAGUAUAGUACUGCUGCUACUACUUCUACAAUGUAAAAUGUAUGACUUGGUGUUUUAAAGUAAAAAUUAUGAUGUUACUUGUGGAGAAACUAAAAAUGUUAUACAACUGAUUGAAAUAAAACCCUUGGGAUAAGUUUAGUGAGGGGAUUGGAAUACCCAAAAAACUAACAUUUUUCUUCUGCUUUUAAAAACUGAAAUUCCCUGUUCUAGUUCCUAACAAUUCUCAUUACAUACUAUGCCAGAUUACAAGAUACUUAUUUUUAAAAUGAAAUCUAUAUAUUGACUUUCUUAUCAAUCAUCUUACUGUGCAAUCAAAAUUAGAGUACUUUGGUUUGAAAACAACACUUAGAGCCUCCAGGUAACUUUUAAGACUUAUUUAGCUUUGUGGGUGGUAUUUUCAUGCAAAUAAGUAAGGGUGGGUUUUAUAUUUUGUAGAAGUUUUUGGUCCUAUUUUAAUGCUCUUUGUAUGGCAGUAUGUAUAUAGUGUGUUAAGUUCCUCAAGAAUCUCCUUAAAAACUUUGAAGUUAAUACUUUUGUGCAACUGUGUUUUGAAUAAAGCCAUGACAGUGUUAAAAACAAACAAAAAAAUUUGCAGUACUCCUGAUUAUUCUUUUAUUGUUUUUGACUGUUCCCUGUUUUUUUCCGUGACUGCUGUAACUUAAAGUUUUUGAAACUGAAUUGCUUCAAAUAAAUUGAAGAUUUGUUAUAA
This is a messenger RNA of Symphalangus syndactylus (siamang), 3477 nucleotides long. It is a transcript of the gene ANP32E, whose product is annotated as acidic nuclear phosphoprotein 32 family member E. Gene Ontology annotation, molecular function: histone binding; phosphatase inhibitor activity. Gene Ontology annotation, biological process: regulation of apoptotic process. The record is from RefSeq and is a predicted model, not a curated record. Gene Ontology annotation, cellular component: nucleus. NCBI's taxonomy places the organism in Eukaryota, Metazoa, Chordata, Mammalia, Primates, Hylobatidae.